AUGGUCUAUGCCUAUCAAUUUACUAACAUUACCGCCAUUCAAUUGUUGAAUUCUUUUACAAUACCUGCAGUUAUGCUACUUUCGUGUAUUUUUCUUUCUACACGUUACAAAAGUGGGCAAUUUGCAGCUGUCGCAAUUUGUCUUCUCGGCCUAGGCUUAACUAUCUACACCGAUGCAAUUCAUGAUAAAGGAUUAAAUAGUGGGACGAAUAAAUUUAUUGGAGAUUUUCUUUGUUUAAUUGGCACAUUUUUAUAUGCUGUGUCCAAUGUUUCAGAAGAAUGCUUAGUUAAACAAUAUUCUCGGUAA
Molecule: messenger RNA, 306 nt
Organism: Meloidogyne enterolobii
Lineage: Eukaryota; Metazoa; Nematoda; Chromadorea; Rhabditida; Meloidogynidae
Source: the annotation of a GenBank genome assembly